Molecule: messenger RNA, 1422 nt
Organism: Oxyura jamaicensis (ruddy duck)
Lineage: Eukaryota; Metazoa; Chordata; Aves; Anseriformes; Anatidae
Product: sphingomyelin phosphodiesterase 5-like
Exons: 6
Coding region: 1-1422 (473 amino acids)
Biological process (GO): sphingomyelin metabolic process
Cellular component (GO): cytoplasm; extracellular region
Molecular function (GO): sphingomyelin phosphodiesterase activity
Source: RefSeq, a predicted model, not a curated record
AUGGAGCAGCCACGGCUGAGCCUCCCCGGUCCGGCCCCGCUGGCGGCUCCGGACCCGGCCCCCCCCCCGACGGAGCAGCGGGACGCAGCCGCCUGCCCCGGGACCCCCCUGGUGCCCCCCGGCAUGGUGCUGCGGGAGUCCCCCUUCCCCAGCCGGCCGCUGGCGGCCCUCGACGGCCUGGCACAGGGGCUGCUGUGCCCCGGCUUCUGGGCCCUCAACCGGCUCCUGGACCUGCAGCCGACGACGGCGGAGCGGGCACGGGGCCGCGGCUGCUGCGGCUGCACCGGGCGGGCGCUGGCGGGGCUGGCGUGCGCGGCGCUGCUGCUGCUCUCGCUGCCCCUGACCGCGCUGGGGCUGCUGCUGUGGCUGCCCACGCAGGCGGCGCGGCGGCCCUUCGCCUACCACCACGCCGUGGCGGCCGCGGCCCCGCCGCCCUGGGACCCGCGGCAGCGCCGCAGCUUCACCUUUGUCAGCGCCAACCUGUGCCUGCUGCCCAGCGGGCUGGCCAAGUUCAGCAACCUGGGCCAGACGCUGCAGCGCGCCGCCUACGUCGCCCAGCAGCUGGCCCCCGAGCCCCCCGGCGCCCACGCCAGCCUCAUCCCGCCGGGGCACGGCGAGGCCGGCGGCUACGGGGGGACCCUCCGCAGCCCACCGCGGCCUCGCGGCGAGGGCGGCCCCUGGCACUACGGCAGCGUGGUGCUGGAGGUGGAGGGGGACGCGGCGGGCACGGCCAAGCUCCUCCCGGCGGACGCGUCCCGGCACUUCCCGGCGGACCUCUCCGAGCGCUUCCCGGCGGACGCGGACUUCCUCUGCCUGCAGGAGGUGUUCGACGUGGGCGCCGCCGCCCGCCUGCGCCAGCAGCUGGCCGGAUCCUUCCCGCACAUCGUCUACGACGUGGGGGCCCGCGGGCUGCGGGGCUGCGGGCUGAAGCUGUUCGGCAGCGGGCUCUUCCUGGCCAGCCGCUACCCGCUGCUGGCCGUGCAGUACCACUGCUACCCCAACGGCGCCCGCGAGGACGCCCUGUCCGCCAAGGGGCUGCUCUCCGUCCAGGUGCUGCUGGGCUGCGCGCGGGGGCAGCGCGUCGUGGGGUACCUCAGCUGCACCCACCUGCAGGCACCCGCACCCGACGCCGCCAUCCGCAGCGAGCAGCUGACGCUGGGGCUGCACUGGGUGCAGCUCUUCCAGGACGCCCACGAGCAGCGCGGGGACAUCGUGGCCUUCGACGUCUUCUGCGGGGACCUCAACUUCGACAACUGCUCCCGAGGUGACGAGCCCAACCAGAGCCACGAGAUCUUCAAGCUGUACCGGGACCCCUGCCGCGUGGGACCCAAGCAGGAUGAGCCGUGGGCCAUGGGCACCCUGCUCGACUACCUGAAGAUCUACGAGGAGCCCGUGUCCACCCCCGAGAACAUGAAGAGGUGA